Molecule: messenger RNA, 621 nt
Organism: Olea europaea var. sylvestris
Lineage: Eukaryota; Viridiplantae; Streptophyta; Magnoliopsida; Lamiales; Oleaceae
Exons: 5
Coding region: 1-621 (206 amino acids)
Molecular function (GO): heme binding; oxidoreductase activity, acting on paired donors, with incorporation or reduction of molecular oxygen; monooxygenase activity
Source: RefSeq, a predicted model, not a curated record
AUGAGAACAUAUAAAAAUGCAUUAUUGGAUAGCGGCCUUACAGGAAAUGCUUUUAGAGGGACUGAUACUGUGGCCAUUUUUUUGGAAUGGAUAUUAGCUAGAAUGGUUCUUCAUCCUGAUAUUCAAGCCAAGGUUCAAUUUCAACUUGACACUAUGGUUGGGACUAAUAGAACAGUGACUGAUUCUGAUCUCCCUAAAUUGCCCUAUCUUCUAGCCAUUGUUAAAGAAAUUCUCAGGCAUCGUAGACACAAUCCAAAAAUUUCUUCAAACUGCAAUCAGCUUACUACCAGUUCAGAAAAAGGAAUCAUUCUCAAAUGUGUAAUUCCAAAAUUUUCAUCAAAAUUCCACUUCUCAGGCCCCGAGAAUCACAGGACCGGCUCUGCUUGCAUUACACAAGCGACAAUUGUCAAAGCUGUUGAUACAGAUAGCUAUACAAUGCAAUGGGAUUUUGAUUACUCCAAGAAAAAUUCGAGUGUUUUCUCCAACCAAGGUUGUAUGUAUCAGAAUAUGGAUUAUUUUAUUGGUGUUGACCUCCUUAUACAUACUCUAUAUUUUGUGCAAGAAUUAGACAAAUUGCUGCAGUAUGAUCUGACCCACAUUUUUCACAAUUUAGCAGCUUGA